Molecule: messenger RNA, 1205 nt
Organism: Phodopus roborovskii (desert hamster)
Lineage: Eukaryota; Metazoa; Chordata; Mammalia; Rodentia; Cricetidae
Product: alpha-2,8-sialyltransferase 8F
Exons: 7
Coding region: 1-1137 (378 amino acids)
Biological process (GO): N-glycan processing; oligosaccharide metabolic process
Molecular function (GO): alpha-N-acetylneuraminate alpha-2,8-sialyltransferase activity
Source: RefSeq, a predicted model, not a curated record
AUGAUAGUGGAAGAGCUGGUCCUGCCCCCUUGUCUGCCAUGCUGCUGCACAGGUGAGCGGAAGAUGCCUUACCUCACCGCCCGGCGCCACCUGAAGAAGGUGGGAGGUGUGGACCUGUCCCUCAUCUGCCUUGAGGUGGUCACAUAUCUGGAUGAGAAGCCACCCCAACUGACAGACAAAUGCAAAAAUCUACAAUAUAGCUUGAAGUCUUUAUCGAACAAAACGAGAGGGUAUUCAGAGGACGACUACCUCCAGAUCAUCACAAACAUCCAGAAAUGCCCAUGGAGACGGCAAGCACAAGAAUAUGAGAAUUUCAGAGCAAAACUGGCUUCCUGUUGUGAUGCAGUUCAGUACUUCGUGGUUUCCCAGAACAAUACGCCGGUGGGGACUAACUUGAGCUAUGAGGCAGAAAGCAAGAAGCAAAUUCCUAUUCGAGAGAACAUUUUCCACAUGUUCCCAGUGUCCCAGCCUUUUGUAGGCUACCCCUAUAACCAGUGUGCAGUGGUUGGCAAUGGGGGAAUUCUGAACAAGUCUCUCUGUGGAGCGGAAAUUGAUAAAUCUGACUUCGUUUUUAGGUGUAACCUCCCCCCAAUCACAGGAAAUGCUAGUGAAGAUGUUGGGAGAAAAACGAAUCUUGUGACUGUCAAUCCCAGCAUCAUAACCCUGAAAUACAAGAACUUGAACGAGAAGAAAGAAAGGUUUCUGAAGGAUAUUUCCAACUAUGGAGACACAUUCCUUCUCCUGCCAGCUUUCUCCUACAGGGUCAACACGGGCAUCUCUUUUAAAGUCUACCAAACCCUCAAAGAGUCUAAAGUUAGGCAAAAGGUCCUCUUCUUCCACCCUAGAUACCUGAGACACCUUGCUCUUUUCUGGAAAACUAAAGGGGUAACAGCUUACCGCUUGUCCACAGGCUUGAUGAUAGCAAGUAUCGCCAUAGAACUGUGUGAGAACGUGAAACUCUAUGGAUUCUGGCCUUUCUCUAAGACUGUUGAAAAAAUUCCUCUCAGUCACCACUACUAUGACAACAAGUUACCCAAGCGUGGUUUCCACCAGAUGCCCAAAGAAUAUAGCCAGAUGCUCCAGCUCCAUAUGGGAGGGGUUGUCAAACUGCACUUUGGCAAAUGUGAAAUGCCUUAAAGUUUCCUAAUAUGAGAAUAUUUUCAAUAGGCUGUGAUAGGUGAGUCAUGGUGUCACCAAACACUAAA